Penicillium robsamsonii is the source of this 483-nucleotide messenger RNA. RefSeq names its product putative cyanate hydratase (gene cyn1). NCBI's taxonomy places the organism in Eukaryota, Fungi, Ascomycota, Eurotiomycetes, Eurotiales, Aspergillaceae. The record is from RefSeq and is a predicted model, not a curated record. The transcript is spliced from 3 exons. Gene Ontology annotation, molecular function: cyanate hydratase activity; DNA binding. Bases 1 to 483 code for a protein of 160 amino acids.
AUGUCUUUCGUACCCCUAGACAGUGUAGAGCACCCCAACCUCCCCGCCGCAUCCACAAUACUCUUCAGAGCCAAGGCAGCUCAGGGCGUGACUUUUGAGCAAAUUGGUGAACACAUUGGUCGCAAUGAAGUAGCCGCAGCUGCCAUAUUCUAUGGCCAGGCCAAGGCGUCGCCCGAAGACAUCGAAAAGCUAGCCGAUCUGCUGUUCAUCCCAGAGCAAGUUUUGUCGGAACAACUCAACGGCUUCCCCGAUCGCGGUCGCUCCGUCGAAAUGCCGCCCAGGGAGCCCCUUAUCUACCGACUGUAUGAGAUUGUGCAGAACUAUGGCUAUGCCUACAAGGCGGUUCUUAAUGAGAAGUUUGGGGAUGGGAUUAUGAGUGCUAUAUCGUUUUCGACAAAGGUUGAGAAGGAGACUGACGAAGAUGGGAAUAACUGGGCUAUUAUCACUCUGCGUGGUAAAUGGUUGCCCUUCUCUCGGUUCUAA